This is a messenger RNA of Penicillium canescens, 1119 nucleotides long. RefSeq names its product NAD(P)-dependent alcohol dehydrogenase. Gene Ontology annotation, biological process: D-sorbitol catabolic process. The record is from RefSeq and is a predicted model, not a curated record. The coding region runs from base 1 to 1119 and encodes 372 amino acids. The transcript is spliced from 3 exons. Gene Ontology annotation, molecular function: zinc ion binding; L-iditol 2-dehydrogenase (NAD+) activity. Lineage: Eukaryota; Fungi; Ascomycota; Eurotiomycetes; Eurotiales; Aspergillaceae.
AUGUCAAUCUCACACAUUUCCAAUAAGGGCCAGUACCUUCAUGGUCCUGGGCAACUUCGUCUUGAGGACCGACCAUUGUCUUCGAUCGGCCCGUCAGAUGUGAGGAUUCGGAUCCGAGCAACAACUUUAUGCGGCUCCGAUGUGCACUAUUUCAAGUAUGGCAAGAACGGCUCAAUUGAGGUGAAAGAGCCACUCUGUGGUGGGCAUGAAGCAGCCGGUGAAGUUGUGGAGGUGGGUGCCGCUGCUCGAGUAUUGGGAAAAGUCCAGGUCGGUGACAAAGUUGCGGUUGAAAGUGGUGUACCUUGCCAAGAAUGUCCGAAGUGUGAGGACGGCCGAUACAAUAUAUGCUCGAAGCUUCGCUUCCGGAGCAGUGGCGCAUCGUUUCCACAUUUCCAAGGAACCCUCCAAGAAUACAUUGACCACCCUGCUGAAUGGUGUCACCGGUUACCCGACGCACUCUCAUUUGACGAUGGCGCUCUACUUGAGCCUCUGUCAGUGAGCAUUCAUGCCGUUAAUAGGACUGCCAUGAAGGAGAAAUCACGGUGUUUAGUUUUCGGGGCUGGGGCAGUCGGGCUCCUCUGCGCUGCCGUUGCGAAAAUUGAGCACAAUAAUUCUGUGGCAAUUGCCGACAUUGACCAAGGAAGGGUCCAAUUUGCACUCGAUCAUGGUUUCGCAGAUACAGGGUUUGUUGUAGUUCCACGACAAGGCAAGGACCUCAAAGAGCGUCUUUCAAUCGCGAAGGAGCUUUCAGUGGAAAUUGGGAAGCUGAAAUGGCCCGGGGGGAAAAAGUGGGCCGGGUUGAGCACGUAUUUGAAUGCAACUGAUAACGGUGGAAAUAUCGUGCUUGUGGGCAUGGGUACUCCCGUUCAAUCGUGGCCGAUUGCAGAAAUUACAGGCCGUGAGAUCAAUAUUGUGUCUGUUUGGCGUUACGUUAACUGCUAUCCUCGAGCAAUCGAGAUCGUGGAAGCUGUGAGAGGCGGUGUUCUCAAGCCGGAUGUGACAAAGCUCAUCACACAUCGGUUUACUGGGAUUCAGUCGGUUCCAUUGGCUUACGCCACUGCCAGUAACACACGAGACAAGGAAUCAAGAUUGAUUAUCAAAACAGUAGUCAACUUUUGA